Molecule: messenger RNA, 1071 nt
Organism: Gossypium arboreum
Lineage: Eukaryota; Viridiplantae; Streptophyta; Magnoliopsida; Malvales; Malvaceae
Exons: 3
Coding region: 1-1071 (356 amino acids)
Source: RefSeq, a predicted model, not a curated record
AUGUGGAUGAGGCAACCACGGAUCUUUUUUCAUCAACUAAGUAAGAGAGUUACUCCUGUUCCUACGAUUCUAGCGGAGACGUUCAGGUCUUUAGGUGCAUGUAGGAGGGCUGGUGCAGACAGAUUUGUUGGUUGUGCUCAGUUGCUUCUAGCUUGGUUCUACAGUCAUUUCAGAUUGAUAGAUAAGGUUGUCUGUCAGGUUUUCUUUGAGGAUUACUCACCCUUGAAGGACAUAGUAGCUUCAACAAAGAGAGUUGAGGUUCCAGAGGAGAAUUGGAUGGCGCUGCUUCAGAAUCUUCAGUCAAAGGAUGUUGAGUGGAGGGCUCCGUGGAUGAUUCCUGGUGAGAUUCUUUACCGAUGUGAUAGUUUCGAUUGGGCCCCUCUAUUGGGAGUUUGGGGAGCUAUUGGUUAUGCCCCUUUACUUGUGUUGAGGCAAUUCGGUUUGAGGCAGUUCGUACUAGCAACCCAUGGGUUGGCUCAAAGUGAGUUCAUGUAUAGAGGAGCCGACUACAAGAAGAAAGUCAGUGAGAUCUCUAGUGCUUGGAACAAGACUUGUCGGUUGAACAGAGUAGCUAUUAGUCCUGCUACGACUCUAGAAUAUAUUGAAUGGAGAAGCAGAAGGAUUGACAAUAACAUCCCCAAGCCAAGUGGAGAAGAAGUUCGACUGAUGGAGGAAUAUUUGCAAGUGAUGCCCUCAGAGUUGGAAAUUGUGAAACAAGAGUUCGAGAGAAAGAAUUUGGAGUUCGAGAAGAGAAUAGCGAAGCUCGAAGAGGAAAAGAUAUCUCUUCGUUGGCAUCAAAACCAUGAUUCUACGGUCGAGUUACGGGAACUAAAAAAUAAGGUGGAAGAUUUGGAAGUGGCGUUACAUGAUGGUGAAAUUCGGAUCGACCAACUUGAGGCACAAGAGGAUUAUCUAAAGGAAGAGCUUCAUCAGUCUAGAGGGCAGGUCAGAGAGAGGGAUUACGUCAUUGGUGAAGCCAUAGCCCAGAUUCGAGAGGAUAUGCAAGACCAGUUGCAAGAGCAGUUGGGCAAAAUGCAGAAUGAGAUGAGGGAGAAAAUGUUGGAAGCUUAG